AUGGCGCUUUAUCCACGAUCGAUACGCAAGAGAAAGAGAGUAGACAAGUACAUGAAGAACGUAAAGAGCUUGAUAACAAGCCAGGACCCAAACGACGUCGUAUCAGCUCUCAACCUCUUAAACUCAACGCUUUCUCUCUCUCCUCGCCACGAACUCGCUCUUGAACUCAAAGCCAGAUCGCUUCUCUACCUUCGUCGCUUCAAAGAAAUCGCCGAUUUGCAUCCCAAGUCUCAGAGCUCAUAG
Molecule: messenger RNA, 243 nt
Organism: Arabis nemorensis
Lineage: Eukaryota; Viridiplantae; Streptophyta; Magnoliopsida; Brassicales; Brassicaceae
Source: the annotation of a GenBank genome assembly